CUUUAGACUAUGUCAUGGCAUCAUGGUUAAAUGCACCAAGAAGGUCAGCAUCACUGGUAAACAUAGGACCUGCUCUAAUGAUGCCCGCUGGAAAGUGGCAAAGAAAACUGAAAUCAGCUGGCAUGUCAAGUACAUCGGCUCCUUCUGGGGCAAGACCAAGAUGAAGAAACAGGCCAUUAGCAUCUGGCACUGUAGUUCCUGCAUUAGAACCGUGGCUGGUGAGGCCUGGACCUGCAACACCCCGUCGAGGUCAGUCAAGUCGGCCAUCGGAAGACUAAAGGAAUCGAAAGACCAGUAGAAAUGGAAUCAUUUGAGAAAUCCCUAGCCUACAAUAAAUGGG
Peromyscus californicus insignis is the source of this 340-nucleotide messenger RNA. Its product is annotated as 60S ribosomal protein L37a-like. Gene Ontology annotation, biological process: translation. Lineage: Eukaryota; Metazoa; Chordata; Mammalia; Rodentia; Cricetidae. The record is from RefSeq and is a predicted model, not a curated record. Gene Ontology annotation, cellular component: ribosome. Gene Ontology annotation, molecular function: structural constituent of ribosome. The transcript has a single exon. The coding region runs from base 23 to 298 and encodes 91 amino acids.